Colletotrichum orchidophilum is the source of this 1869-nucleotide messenger RNA. Its product is annotated as ENB1 protein. The record is from RefSeq and is a predicted model, not a curated record. Bases 1 to 1869 code for a protein of 622 amino acids. Gene Ontology annotation, molecular function: transmembrane transporter activity. Gene Ontology annotation, biological process: transmembrane transport. NCBI's taxonomy places the organism in Eukaryota, Fungi, Ascomycota, Sordariomycetes, Glomerellales, Glomerellaceae. The transcript has 5 exons.
AUGUGCCGACGAGCCGGCCGUACGUCUUCGUACGACAGUGACGAACGCACGUGUCUGCUCCCGAAGACUGAAGAACAGAGACAGACUAUGGGCUUUGUCACGUCGCUGAGGGGGCACCUUCAUGCGGAGGGGUCGUCGUCAGUAGACCCUGCCAAUGCGGAUAUUGCCGCGUCUGAAGCACCCAGGGAUGUUGAAAUGGCCGGUAAGAAGGAUGACACUCUCGAAGAUCACGAACAUGUCAAAAAGCUCGACACUUCCAAGCCGCUUGAGUCUGGCGUUGGCACCAUCGAAGCUGCUCAGACGUUAUGGGGGAAGAAGGGAAGAUGGCUCGUUAUUGUCGGCUUGGCCUUGGUGAUGAUUGUGUACGAAAUUGACAACACAACUGUCUACAUCUACAACAACUAUGCGACAUCCGCCUUUUCAGCUCUGUCCAAGCUAGCAACUCUCAGCACCGCCAGCGGCAUCGUAUUCGCCGUCAUCAAGCCCCCAGUUGCCAAGCUAUCCAACGUUAUUGGACGAGGGGAAACCUACAUCAUGAGCAUAUCGUUCUACGUCUUGGGUUACAUCCUCAUGGCAACGUCGACGACAUUCAACGCGUACGCUGCAGGAGCGGUCUUUUACGUCGUCGGCCAAUCCGGCACCAACAUCAUGAACGACAUCGUCAUUGCCGACAUCACCACGGCUCGCUGGCGUGGCUUCGCCCUCAGUUUCUCCUUCUUUCCUUUUCUCAUCACGCCAUGGGCCGCCGCGUUCAUCGUCGACGACGUCGUCAAACCUGGGGGUAUCGGUUGGCGAUGGGGCAUUGGCAUGUUCGCCAUCCUCAUGCCCAUCGGCGCGGCGUUCAUCAUUUCCACUCUCCUACACUACCAGAAGAAGGCAAAGGAUAUGGGUCUCACUCCAAGGCAGAAGACGACGCUCUACAGCUUCUGCUCCCAGAUCGACCUCGGUGGUUCAGCCCUUCUCUGCGCAGGCUUCUCGAUGGUCUUGAUCCCGCUGACACUAGCGGCGUCAACCCCAAGCAGGUGGGGCACGCCAUACAUCAUCGUCCUCACCGUGGUGGGUGUCAUUCUCCUGGCCGCACUGCCACUCUACGAGAAGUUUCUGGCACGCAACCCAAUCAUGCCCACGCGGUACUUUCGCAACAAGACCAUCGUGCUCUGUCUCUUUCUCAUCACAAGUGACUCGGUCGGCUUCUCGUGCACACACACAUAUCUUUACUCCUGGUCCACCGUGGCUCGCGGCUUCGUCGCCCGUGACGCCACGUUUUUCCAAUACACCAACGGUGUGAUGCAGUGCGUGAUGGGAAUCAUCGCAGGUCUGGCAAUGGCAUACACACGUCGAUACAAGUGGCUGCUCAUCGGCGGCGCAAUCAUCCGUCUCAUCGGAUACGGCGUCAUGCUCCGCCUACGCGGCGCCGACAACUCCGUGGCUGAGCUCUUCAUUGUGCAAAUGAUCCAGGGUCUGGGUUCCGGAAUCAUGCAGCUAUCGAUUCUUGUGCCUGCGCAAGUCGUCGUGCCGCAUCGCGAGAUGCCGCAAAUUACUGCUCUGGUUAUCUGCUGCUCGGUCAUUGGUGGAAGUAUCGGAGGCUGCAUAGCAGGCGGUAUCUACACCAACACGUUCAAGCCGAUGCUGUACAAAUACUUGGGCGCCAGCGCUUCGUCAGAGCUUGUUGACUCUUUAUUCGACUCUAUUGUUGGCACCGCGCCUGCAUGGGGUACUCCGGAGAGAACCGCGAUCAAUCACGCUUUCACGGAUGUAAUGAAAUUCAUGGUCUACACCGCUGUCGGAGCAUCGGCCCCUGGGGUUAUUUUGGCCUGGUUCCUGCCAGAUUUUGUGUUGCCUGACCGAAACAACAUGGUUGAGGAAUAA